Monodelphis domestica (gray short-tailed opossum) is the source of this 2382-nucleotide messenger RNA. NCBI's taxonomy places the organism in Eukaryota, Metazoa, Chordata, Mammalia, Didelphimorphia, Didelphidae. The record is from RefSeq and is a predicted model, not a curated record.
AUGAUAUAUAAAUAUAUAAUAAAAAUAAAUGUCAAAAUAAAUGUUAAUUGUUUUCUUGUGUAAAAUAGGCUCAUGGUUCUUAAUAGCCAAAAGCUCUCAGUGCCCACAACCUUAGGCCAUUCCUAUCCAUUAUGUAAGAGUAAUGAUGGCAGCAAGAAGCAUGCUGCUGGGGGCGCGCACCAGAAAUGAACACCGGAAUGUUAGCAACAAUUAAGGGCAGAGGGGUUCACCUAGGACUUGGUACCAGUGAGGAAUGUCAGGGCUCUAGUCCCAUUAAUAAGGUAUUUAUGUUGGCCUUGAAAUACCUUCAGCUCUGGGCUUUCCCUGAUUUGAUCAACUUAUCAGCUGGAGUCUCCAGCAAGUUACAAAAUCAUGCCAGCUGGUUCUGUUUGUAAUUUUCCCCAGAAGGUACAAUUAGGAACAAUAGGUGGAAGUUCCAAAGAGAUGGGGUGGGUCUGGAUGUUUAGAUAAAGUACUUGACAGUUUGAGCUGCUCAUAAGUGGAACUGGCUGCCUCUGGAGGUGGCAGGCUUCUCCUCAGUCAGGGUCUUCACAGCACAGUCUGGAUGACCCCAGCCUGGGGUGUUACAGAGUCAAGACUUGUUCAAGUGAGGGUUAGACCAGAGAGAUGGCUCCUCAGCUCUGGAGAGCCUACAAGUCUGACAUUGUGUCUGUGGCGUUGCUGUUGGUUACCCCCUGGACACAGUAAAGGUCAGAAUACAGACGGAGAAGAAGUAUUCCAGCAUUUGGCACUGUGUUCGAGAUCUUUAUAAAGCAGAAAAGCUCUCUGGCUUCUACAGGGGGCUCUCCCUGCCUGUGUGCACUGUGUCUUUGGUCUCCUCAGUCUCCUUCGGCACUUACAGGCACUGCCUUUCUCACAUCUGCAAGCUCAAGUAUGGCAACGCAGACAUGAAGCCCUCGAAAAUGGACAUCACCCUUUCAGGAUGUGCAUCUGGCAUCGUCAGGGUGACACUGACAUCCCCUACUGAAGUGGCCAAAAUCCGAUUGCAGACACAGAAACAGCGUCCGUCAAUAUCUUCUUCUUCUCCCAGUGGUCUCCUUCCUCCGCCCAAGUACCAAGGUCCCCUGCACUGCCUGAAGACUGUGGCCAAGGAGGAAGGCCUGGGCGGCCUGUACAAGGGCAGUUUGCCUUUAAUGUUCCGAGAUUGCCACUCUUUUGGCACCUACUUCCUCUCUUACUCCAUCAUAUGUGAAUGGCUCACUCCAGCUGGACAAAGUCAGCCAGACAUCUUGGGUGUGCUAUUCUCUGGUGGCUGUGCAGGCGUCUUGGCCUGGGCUGUGGCCACCCCCAUGGAUGUGAUCAAGUCUCGUCUACAGGUCGACGGGCUGGGCCAGCAGAAGUACCGGGGAUUCAUCCACUGUAUCACCAGUAGUGUGAAGGAAGAAGGAGCGAGGGUCUUGUUUAAAGGCCUAGUUCUGAACUGUUGUCGAGCCUUCCCGGUGAACAUGGUGGUCUUUGUCUCCUAUGAAGCUGUCCUGAAACUUAGCCGGAGUUUCACGACAUAACUCACUCCUUUUUCUCAUCCCUAACCUAAAGGUGGCUCCAUUUGUGGAUGCAAAACAAGCUGGGUUAGAGGCCUGGGGCAAAACUGACCCGAAUUUCAGACUUCCAAUCCAAGGUUCUAACAGCCAACCUUGAUAGGUGUUGGAGGAUCCAUGCAGGGUACCAUUAAGAAGAAUGGUCAGGAGUCUGAAGUGGCAGCUUCCCAUCACCCACUUCCUCUUGGGGUCUCAGUAUUGCUCUGAAAGAGAAAGAGUCCCAGCCAAGGUGGACUUACAGGUCACAGAUUGAGUUCUUUAUGUUUGUCUUCUUAGAAUAGGUAGCUCUCAGUCCCAUGACUUCAGCACUGCCCUGUACAUAGGGCCUGCCUACAUCACCCACCCUUUAAAAAGCUUCUGAGGACACCCCAAUUCUUCAGUAUGUACAUGUUGAUAAUGGGUCACAUUUUCAGAUUUUUUUGUAAAUGUCAUGAGAGUAACCUUUCAGAUGUUUUAAGCUACAUGUAAAUAAAUGAAAUGUUUUUGGAAGGCUUUCAUUUUGGGUAAUAGUAUAUCAGGAAAAGUAAGACUGCUGGAACUGAAAUCAAGAAGAUCUGAGUUUAAUGUGUAAUUGGAAAUCUCGUGCCUUUGAACUACAUUUCCUAGGAGACCACCAACUUCCUGUCCUUAGGAGCUGUCAUAGACAGGAGGAUAAAUAAGGUGGUCUUCCAUGGUAUUUCUUUUUGCUUCCUGUCCGUGAAUGUGGUAGAAUAGAGUUUUUGAACAGGUAGAUUAACCAGGGGCACAGGGUUUUAUUUUGUUACCUUUUUAUUUUGUUACUUCUCAUGAUUAUUAAUAAAUUUUACAAAAUAUAAAUUUGAAA